CUGAACAGUAGCAGCGCCGCAGCCGGGGCUGGAGCCCGAGCGCAGAAGCCGACGGGCCGGGCCGGGAUGGUGCAGCGGCGGCUCCGCGGCGCGUGCACGCCCUGAGCGGGCCCGGGCUGGGCCUCGCUUCCCCCGCCCCGCCCCCCGCCGCCCCGGCCCCGGCCGGCAUGAUGUGCCUGGAAUGCGCCUCGGCGGCGGCGGGCGGCGCGGAGGAGGAGGAGGCGGACGCCGAGCGGAGGCGCCGGCGCCGGGGGGCGCAGCCAGGGACUGGCGGUAGCUCUUGCUGCGGGGCGCGGGGCGCGGGGGGCUCUGGAGCCGUGUCCGCCGACGAAGAGGUGCAGACGUUGUCCGGCAGCGUGAGGCGGGUCCCGUCCGGACUCCCCAGCAUCCCCAGCACCCCGGGCUGCGCAGCCGCUGCCAAGGGCCCCGGCGCGCCGCAACCCAAACCCGCCAGCCUGGGCCGAGGGCGGGGGGCAGCGGCUGCCAUCCUGAGCUUGGGCAACGUGCUCAACUAUCUGGACAGGUACACCGUGGCAGGUGUUCUUCUGGACAUCCAGCAGCACUUUGGGGUCAAGGACCGGGGCGCCGGCUUGCUGCAGUCAGUGUUCAUCUGCAGCUUCAUGGUGGCUGCCCCCAUCUUCGGCUACCUGGGUGACCGAUUCAAUAGGAAGGUGAUCCUCAGCUGUGGCAUCUUCUUCUGGUCGGCCGUCACCUUCUCGAGCUCUUUCAUCCCUCAGCAGUACUUCUGGCUGCUGGUCCUGUCCCGAGGGCUAGUAGGUAUCGGUGAAGCCAGCUACUCCACCAUAGCACCCACCAUCAUCGGUGACUUGUUUACCAAGAACACACGCACGCUUAUGCUGUCGGUCUUCUAUUUCGCCAUCCCACUGGGCAGUGGCCUGGGCUACAUCACAGGUUCCAGCGUGAAGCAGGCAGCUGGAGACUGGCAUUGGGCCCUGCGGGUGUCCCCUGUCCUGGGCAUGAUCACAGGAACACUCAUCCUCAUCCUGGUCCCAGCCACUAAGAGAGGCCAUGCUGAUCAGCUUGGGGGCCAGCUCAAAGCACGGACCUCAUGGCUUCGAGACAUGAAGGCUCUGAUCCGAAACCGCAGUUACGUCUUUUCCUCCCUGGCCACAUCUGCCGUGUCCUUCGCCACAGGGGCCCUGGGCAUGUGGAUUCCCCUCUAUCUGCACCGUGCUCAAGUUGUACAAAAGACCGCAGAGACGUGCAACAGCCCGCCCUGCGGAGCCAAAGACAGCCUCAUCUUCGGGGCCAUUACCUGCUUCACUGGCUUUCUGGGAGUGGUCACAGGUGCGGGAGCCACUCGCUGGUGCCGCCUGCGGACUCAGCGCGCUGACCCACUGGUGUGUGCGGUGGGCAUGCUGGGGUCUGCCAUCUUCAUCUGCCUCAUCUUUGUGGCCGCCAAGACCAGCAUUGUGGGCGCUUAUAUAUGCAUCUUUGUUGGGGAGACACUGCUGUUUUCUAACUGGGCCAUCACUGCAGACAUCCUCAUGUAUGUGGUCAUCCCCACCCGACGAGCCACGGCUGUGGCCUUGCAGAGCUUCACCUCCCAUCUGCUGGGGGAUGCUGGAAGCCCCUACCUCAUUGGCUUUAUCUCGGACCUUAUCCGCCAGAGCACCAAGGACUCCCCGCUCUGGGAGUUUCUGAGCCUGGGCUAUGCCCUCAUGCUGUGCCCUUUUGUCGUGGUCCUGGGUGGCAUGUUCUUCCUUGCCACCGCUCUCUUCUUCCUCAGCGACCGUGCCAAGGCUGAACAGCAGGUGAACCAGCUGGUGAUGCCGCCUGCAUCCGUGAAAGUCUGAGGUGGUGCAGCUGGGACAGCAAUGAUCUGCAAUUUAGACUGGGAGAGGUCCUCCAGCAUCCUGGACCUGCAGGACCGUCCCAAAGCUUCCCGUGUGACUCACAGCUGGGUACACACCCUCUUUGGCCCAGGACUGAGUGGCCCUAUCUCCAAGAAGCUGCAUCCUCAGUUAACAUGGAGGACUGUGUGUGCUGGAGCCACUCUGUUGGACACAAUUCCAGCCCUGGUUGGGGGACGCAGGGCCAAAAGAGAAGUCAGCCUGCAGUGGGCAUUUGGGGGAAGCCUGGCGGGCCCUUGGCUCAUGUGAUCUUGAGGGAGCCCCUAUCCUCCCUAGACAAUGGGGCCAAGGAGCUGGAGCUUCCUCCAUUGCGUGCCUUCCAAGGCGCCCUUCACAGCUUUGAAGAAACAAGUCCUAGGCUGUACACAGAAGACAUGACCCAAGUCUCAGGACCUCAGUUCUGGUUCUGAGGUCCCCCAAAAGUUCUGGUGUACAGGGACCACUUCCCCAUUCCUAGGCUCUAACCUUGGGGCCGUCAAAUUCAGCCUGACCCGUGGAGCUGGGUACCUGCUGUUGGGACAGUCACCCUGGAGGACACUGUCUCUGCUGUCUUCAGCUGGUUCUUUGCCCGGAGGUUGUUCCCAGGUGGGACCACCCCUUAGAGGACUGAAGCACUGGGGGUGUGCACCCUGGCAGCACCUGCACCAGGGGCUGAGACCUUGAGAACCCACUUCCUCACCCCAUCCCCCAACUCCUGCUGUGCCCCAGAAGCCACUCCCCCCUACAGGAUGACCUUUUCAAUGAGGAGUCAGAUUCAAAUUUGGCUGCUGAAAGCUGUACCUAGCAGUCCACACUGCUUCUUGGCUUAGGGUAUGGAACUGCUGGAGAUUUCCCACCAGUGCCUGUAGGUAUCAUACCCCAAUUGACUCUUGGGGCGGGGCAGGCUUUCACCUCAGCCUUUGAUCAACCUACUCCCCCGACCCACCCCCCAGCCCCUCACUCCCCUGCAGCCACCUUAGUCACCUCUGGACACUUAUCCCCAGCUUCAUACUCUUUGCACGUUGUGACCAAGGUGGCUCUGGUCCUGGGGUACUGUUGUAACCUACAGGAAACUUCCAGAACCGGCUUGGACAACAGUCCCCUGUGGCUGUCUUCCACUUGCUGGCUGUGGCUUCAGUGGUGUUAGUUAGUGGUACCCAUCCCACCCAAGCUCUGGGGCACUCUGGGGGUUUGGAAUGUGGGUGGGCAGAGGGUGCUAUCCCUUACGACCAGCCUUGCUCCCACCCUAACCCCAGCAGGGGCUCCAGCAAUGUUUUCUUGUUGUACAAGAACCAGGUCCAAGUGUUGCCUCCUCUUCCUUCCGGAAGCUGAACCGCUCCUUUAUUUUUUAGAGCUGCUGAUUGUGAAUCUCAGAGUCUUAAGAGAGAAGCCAAAUAUAUAUUCCUCUUGUAAAUGAAGAAAUAAACCUAUUUAAAUGUUU
Molecule: messenger RNA, 3294 nt
Organism: Peromyscus leucopus (white-footed mouse)
Lineage: Eukaryota; Metazoa; Chordata; Mammalia; Rodentia; Cricetidae
Gene: Spns2
Product: sphingolipid transporter 2
Exons: 13
Coding region: 168-1817 (549 amino acids)
Biological process (GO): sphingosine-1-phosphate receptor signaling pathway; lipid transport; transmembrane transport
Cellular component (GO): membrane
Molecular function (GO): sphingolipid intramembrane carrier activity; transmembrane transporter activity
Source: RefSeq, a predicted model, not a curated record